UUUCUAUUUUUCAUUUAGAAAUAGAAGUUGCUUAGUAUCAUGCAAUAUCACUAAUUUCUAUCAGUAUCACCAGCAACAACUGACAUUGGAUUGAUUAUGCAAUACCAAUUUCCAGUAAUUGUGCAAUAAAGGGAAUAAGGUCGAUACAAGACACUGUAACACUAGCAAUCACCGUGAAAUUAACCUAGACCGGCUGUUUUCACUUUACAGAAAUUUGUUGAGAGUUACGCCCCUUGUGCAGUUUUCAGAUUUUGGAGAUCAGAGGAGGUUGUCCAUGCUUUCAAGAUGGCGUCGCAAUGGCCUGAAAUUUCAACAGCAAGGAAAGAAAAGAGAAAAGAACUCACUCUUCAAGGAUCUGAAAUCAGUGAACGAAUAGAAAAUGAGGGUCUUCCUAAAGAAUUGUUUAAACUUAAUCUUAAUUAUCUGGUGAUUAGUAAAACUAGUCUUGUGGAGCUCUCUGACUCCAUAAGCAAAAUAUCAGAUUUGAUGAGAUUAUGUUUACCAAACAACAAAUUGAAGUCGUUGCCUGCAUCAAUUGGAUCGCUAACAAAAUUGAAACUGUUGGAUUUAUCAAACAAUGAACUGGAAUGUCUUCCAGAUGAAUUGAACACUCUAUUAAGUUUGGGAACAUUGAAUCUGAGUGUCAACAAGCUAACUAAACUUCCUGCCAUAGAGGGUCUGACAGCUUUAACCACAUUUGAUGUUUCUUACAACCAGUUAGAAUAUCUUCCAGAUGGUAUGUGUGAGAAUCAUGAUUAUCUGACAGAAAUUAAAGCCAGCCAUAACAAUCUGGUUGAACUACCUGAUGGAUUAAAUAAUUUGGCAAGAUUGUCAACCUUAGAUGUCGCUGACAAUAAAUUAAAAGAUAUCCCAUUUACACUCUGUGAAUGUUCUAAAUUAAAGGAGUUUAUUGGAAAAGGUAAUACUAUUACUGAGAGAAGAUUGUCCAAAAUGGUUGAACAAGGUCAAAUGAAGGGAAUGAUGAGUUAUCUAUCUACUGAACUCCAGAAAAAACGUGCAUUGGAGAGUAAAGGAGAAAAGAAACCAAAGCCUAAGAAAAAAAAGAAAGCUAAAGUAGAUGAUGAUGAUGUAGAAGAGUUGACUAAAGAUAUGAUAAAUAUUUUACAUUUUCCAAUCUCAGAAGAAAAUGGUAUCACAGUUUCUGUUCAAGUUCCUGUCAUCACUGUUCGGCCAUUUAUAGUUUGUUGUAUUGUACGCAAAUUGAAUUUCAAAAAGUCUUUGGCAAUGUUCAAACAUUUCAUUACUUUACAAACAAAACUUCAUGACACAAUUUGUGAACAAAGACAAGUAGCAACAAUUGCAACACAUGAAUUAAAAUCUAUCAAGGGGCCACUGACUUAUACAGCAGAGUUUCCUGAUUUAUUAAAGAUAACUCCUUUAUUUAAAUUGAAAGAAGUAACAGCUAAGAAAUUGGUCACCAACUUAUUUGAAGAUGCAGAAGCUUUGAGAAAAGAGAAAAAGAGAAGUACUAUAAGUGGAAUACACAAAUAUUUAGAAUUAUUGAAAGAUAAAGUACAGUAUCCAUGUUUAAAAGAUGCUGAAGAUAAUGUGAUUUCCUUUCCACCAAUCACAAAUAGUGACAAAACAAAGAUUAGCAGUGAUACAACAGAUAUCUUAAUUGAAGUAACCAGCUCGACAAAUCUGGAUUCUUGUAAAAAAGUUAUGGACGAACUAUUAAGAGAGAUGUUAAAAAUGGGUGUUGGGUGUUCGGAAGAUGAGGAACCACCUAGUUCUAAGGAAGAAGCAACAGAGGAAGAUGGAGCUGAGCCUGAAGCCACGCCUAAAAUUCCCAAAAAUCAUCAUUUAGUUGUAGAGCAAGUUAAAAUCGUUGAUCAUGAAGGGAGUUUAAAAGUUGUAUAUCCAUCAAGAACUGAUUUAUUAAAUCCACAAUAUAAAGUUAUACGUAACUUUUAAAUACAUUUUAAAUGUGAUUUCAUGUGGAAGCUUUUAUUUAUGAGUAAUAAUUUGGUGAAAAAGAUUAGAAAAAUAAUUUUAUAUAAUUUUUUGAAAAAUUGGAUUUUCCCACUAUGUAAUCAAAACUAAAAUUUUCAUCAUUUCAAAUUCCUUCAGAGUCGAUCUCUGCUGCAUUGCUGUAAUCAGUAUUAAAGGGAUUGUGAGGAGAUUUUCUGAAAUUUGAUGUGUAUUGGAGACACUGAUAGCAUCAAUUUGCUAUUAUUCGAUAACAUCAUGAAACAAAAUAUGCUUUCACAUAGUUUUAGUGGAAUUGCAGGUACCACAGGCAUAUGAUUGGAAAUUGGAAUUGUGUAAAUUGAUGCUAUCAGUGUCCUGAAUACCCUUGGUAAAUAUAGAGAACCUUGUACCAAUCCCUUUAAGUAAUAAUGUAAUUCCCAAAAUUAUCAUUUCAAGUGUAAAUUAUACCUACAAUUAAUCAUGUAUGUAAUGGAGAUACGGAUCCUGAGUCUGGCAGAAUGUCUCAGAAUAAUUAACUUACUCUGGACAUCUCCUGUAGUUUGAACUCUAUGACAAAUCUUUGAGUGACUCUCACACCAUAGUGAUCACCACUUGUGUAUUGUUGCAAAUGAACACUUUUGUGUUGUGGUAAUUGCUAUGGUGUGAGAGCACCUUUACAUAAUUUAAAUGAAAUAU
Molecule: messenger RNA, 2628 nt
Organism: Lottia gigantea (owl limpet)
Lineage: Eukaryota; Metazoa; Mollusca; Gastropoda; Lottiidae
Exons: 5
Coding region: 286-1935 (549 amino acids)
Biological process (GO): phenylalanyl-tRNA aminoacylation
Molecular function (GO): RNA binding; phenylalanine-tRNA ligase activity; protein binding
Source: RefSeq, a predicted model, not a curated record